Messenger RNA from Penaeus vannamei (Pacific white shrimp), 969 nucleotides. Lineage: Eukaryota; Metazoa; Arthropoda; Malacostraca; Decapoda; Penaeidae. The record is from RefSeq and is a predicted model, not a curated record.
AGGUCGAGCGCUAUUUCCUUCCAGUCGCCUUGGUCCUCGAGGCUCGACCCGAUCGCCGCCCGCUUCCUGGAGGCUCACCCGCCCCGCAGUCGCCGCCCUCGCCCCCUCCCUCCACAGGACUCCGGGAGCCUUCGCCAUGGGGGCCUUGUUGACCCGGCUCCUCAGCCUGAUCCAGAGCUCUCGCUCCUGCAGGAUCCUCAUGGUCGGUCUGGACGCCGCAGGGAAGACCACCAUUCUCUACAAGUUGAAGUUGGGCGAAGUUGUGUCCACGAUUCCCACCAUCGGCUUCAACGUGGAGACCGUCGAGUACAAGAACAUCAGCUUCACCGUCUGGGACGUGGGCGGCCAGGUCAAGCUGCGCCCUCUGUGGAGGCACUACUACCAGAACACCGCCGCCGUCGUCUACGUGUGGGACAGCAGCGACGCCGAGAGGCUGCAGGAGGCCAGGGAGGAGCUGGACGCCAUCCUGGAGAGCGAGGAGGUGGCGGGGGUUCCCCUGCUGGUGGUGGCCAACAAGCAGGACCUUCCCGGGGCGCUGUCCGUGCCCCAGCUGAGCGAGGGCCUCGACCUGCGGCGCCACGACAGGCCCUGGCACGUGCAGCCCACGUGCGCCAUCACGUCGGAGGGCGUGUACGAGGCCCUGGACUGGCUGGCCAGGGAGCUGGCCUAGUGAGGCUGGCCAGGGAGGCCAAGCGAGGCACGAACGACUCGCGCAGGAGCACAGGGACGCCCGGGGCCUCGCCAUACGCGGCUGGGCCGCAGCGAGGACACGGCAGAGGGAUUCGAACGCGAGAAGAUCCGAACACUGGUCGAGUCGAACACAAGGACGCCUUCGAAGUCACAGAUGAACUUUCGAAACAGUCACAAAAUCAAAAGAUGGACCUUACAGAGGAAGAAAAUGCGGGUUUCACGAAGAAAGUUCAAUUUAAUUCUCAGUUUUAUUUUUCAAAUGAAUCGUGCCACUUGUAA